UAAGGAUAAGGUUUUAGAGAAGAAAAGCCCUAAAAUGGACUGAACAAGAUAUUCUUUUUUAAUCCAUUCUCAGAAGAAGAAAAAGGAAAACAUGGCAACUUUCUUUGGAUCUCCACCAUUUCUGUCUCACCCACUUACAAGAACUCACCAGUUUGCUUCUUCAUCUCCAACUCCUCCUCCUCCAAGUCCAUCUUCACAAUCACCAUCAGAACCACAAACUCCAACUCCGUCUUCACAGUUAAGCACAAGCUCACCUGACCAACCAACACCUGUUACUGUUAAUAAGCAGCAAGAGAAGCCUGCAAAACCUGCCACUAUUGAAACUACAGACUGGAUAGCUUCAACCUUAACCAGGAGGUUUGGUCUUGGUGCAGGCCUUGCUUGGGCAACUUUUCUAGCUGUUGGAGUUAUCUCUGAGCAGAUAAAAACCCGCCUUGAAGUCUCUCAAGAAGCAGCCAAUACAAGAAAUGUUGAAAAGGAAGAGGAAGUGGUGUUGCCUAAUGGCAUCAGAUACUAUGAAUUGAGAGUUGGAGGUGGUGCUGCUCCCAGAACAGGAGACUUGGUGGUGAUUGAUUUGCAGGGGAAAGUUGAAGAAACUGGGAAAGUAUUUGUUGACACAUUUAAUGGUGAAAAGAAGAAGCCAUUGGCUUUGGUAAUGGGUUCAAGGCCUUAUAGUAAAGGAAUGUGUGAGGGAGUUGAGUAUGUAUUGAGAUCAAUGAAAGCAGGAGGGAAAAGGAGAGUGAUAAUUCCUCCUAGUUUAGGGUUUGGAGAGCAGGGUGCAGAUUUGGGUUCUGAUAUGCAAAUUCCUCCAUUUGCAACUCUUGAGUACAUAGUUGAAGUUGAUAAAGUCUCCAUUGCACCAGCUUGAAUAUGUACAGUCACAUUUUUACUGAUUCUUACCUGUUCUUCUCGAGAGUCAUGAAUUUGUAUCAGAAGGGACACAAAGUUGAUUACCAAGUAAAUGUAAUCCCAUGUGCUUGAUUAACUCAGAUUUUUUUAUAAUA
This is a messenger RNA of Pistacia vera, 1004 nucleotides long. RefSeq names its product peptidyl-prolyl cis-trans isomerase FKBP17-2, chloroplastic-like. Lineage: Eukaryota; Viridiplantae; Streptophyta; Magnoliopsida; Sapindales; Anacardiaceae. Gene Ontology annotation, cellular component: chloroplast. The record is from RefSeq and is a predicted model, not a curated record. The transcript has 3 exons. The coding region runs from base 92 to 868 and encodes 258 amino acids. Gene Ontology annotation, molecular function: peptidyl-prolyl cis-trans isomerase activity.